AUGGCAGAGAAGACCCUGCGCCGCCCGAUUAAAUCCCAAGUGAGCGGGGUGUUGGAAUUACGAUGGCAUAAUCGUGCGGCGGCGGAGGACGGGGCUCAGUGUCACGUCAUCAGGAAUCCCAAGGCUGCCGAGUGCAUCGAAAUGGCGGAGGUCAAUCGCACAGCGUGCGAUAGGAACAACUGCGCCGAGUCCCUGGAGCACCGCGGGUCCAACGGCGCCGCCUUCAGUCCCGAGGCGGCGCAGAAGGCGGACAACAGCGACCCAAGCGACAGCCGCAACUCCAGCCCGAGCCCCCAGCGAGCUCUGCUUACGGCCAACCAUUACAAGGGACCCGAGUCGACAGACCCAGCAGCAAAACCAGCGACUCCAGAAUCUCCGAAUGCGGAUGUUACCUCGGGGACGCAGAACAAGAAGGAGCAGCUCCACCAGCAAUCCGCAGCGAGCAGAUUCACUAUCUACAAAGUGCACAAGGCUAGCAAACGGAAACGAGAAAGAUCUUCAGCAAAAAAGGAGAACAAGGCCACCAAAACGUUGGCAAUCGUGCUCGGUGAGUGGGUCGUAUUUCGCGGCAUGCGUAUACCUAAGGCUGUGAAUGCGGCUUUUCUACUCCUUAACAAACCCGGAACAUGCAACGCGAAAUUCACAUUUCCCGAAACGCUUUUGCACCAAGCUCUGUUCUCGGUAAUUUCUGCCCAAGGCAUCCACGAAACGCACUCGACAUUCGCGUGCCCGAGUGUUAUCCUCGAGAACAAUAUUUUAUUCCCGCGGCUUUCCGUGGAUUCGGGAUUCCACAUCAAAUUGCAGGGCCCUUAUUCUCGAUUCGCACCAGCGUUGUCAAAACAGGCUCCUUUCGCCUUCCUGGAUCAGAAAGCGUCAGACCGUCUGGAGAAGAAAAACAUGACGUCAUCUUUCGCCUAUCUCGAAGCGGCACUGAGAAUUCCUUUUAUGUUCGCAACGUAUGCCACGGAACUUCUCAGCAAAGCUUCUGAGAGCUAUCAGGCAAAAUAG
Notodromas monacha is the source of this 1008-nucleotide messenger RNA. The record is from the annotation of a GenBank genome assembly. NCBI's taxonomy places the organism in Eukaryota, Metazoa, Arthropoda, Ostracoda, Podocopida, Cyprididae.